Molecule: messenger RNA, 2580 nt
Organism: Tripterygium wilfordii
Lineage: Eukaryota; Viridiplantae; Streptophyta; Magnoliopsida; Celastrales; Celastraceae
Product: DEAD-box ATP-dependent RNA helicase 46-like
Exons: 9
Coding region: 202-2067 (621 amino acids)
Cellular component (GO): nucleus; ribonucleoprotein complex; cytoplasm
Molecular function (GO): RNA binding; RNA helicase activity; protein binding
Source: RefSeq, a predicted model, not a curated record
UUUUGUGCGGUGGAGCUGGAGAAUACUAGUCUCCCUUUUCUCUCUCAGCCUUUGUACCCCCUUGAAACUUUCUCGUUGAGGGGGCUAAAGGUUGAGACUUAACACCGUAUACCGACACGAUUUCUCUAUUUUUUCGCUUCAACAACUUCGUUAUCUAAUCGACGCCACCAGUUUCAGUCUUCCAUCUGUAAUCUACUUGCAAUGGCUGCCACUGCAACGGCCUCCAUUCAAUUUGCACCCGAAGAUCCUACUCUUCCCAAGCCAUGGAGAGGUCUAGUUGAUGGAAAAACUGGGUACCUUUACUUUUGGAACCCACAGACCAAUAUCACCCAGUAUGAGAGGCCUACGAGCUUAGUUGUGCCACUGAAAUCUUCAUCAUUCUCUGUAAGUUCUUCAUUUCAAGUUCAAGAAUCUUCUCAAGGACAGUACCGGAGCUACAUUCCUGAAAAGGGAGAUGAUAGGUAUAGCAGAGACAAAGAUGGUGGGUCAAAAGUUGAGGGAGGAUCAAGGAAUAAUCAGGCUAUGAGGGAAGGUCCUGGUCAAUCUUAUAAUGACUCAAAUGGGACUAUAGUUGCUGGACAUGGAGGAUCUCCCAAAGGGCAUGGAUCAUCAGGUGGAGGAAGUAGUUUAUCUGUGGAGGCUUAUUGUCGUCAGCAUGAAAUCACUGUUACUGGAGGUGAAGUGCCUGCACCUUUUACAUCAUUUGAAGCUACUGGUCUUCCUCGUGAGAUUCUUCGAGAGGUACAGAAUGCUGGUUUCUCUGCCCCUACUCCAAUUCAGGCACAAUCGUGGCCUAUCGCUUUGCAAAGUAGAGAUAUAGUGGCCAUUGCUAAAACAGGGUCUGGGAAGACUCUGGGUUACUUAAUUCCUGGAUUUCUUCAGGUCAAGCGCUGCAGUAAUAACCCUCAGUUGGGUCCAACUGUGUUGAUUUUGUCACCAACGAGGGAGUUAGCAACCCAGAUACAAGAAGAAGCUGUGAAGUUUGGGAAGUCAUCAAAAAUUUCUUGCACAUGUCUUUAUGGUGGAGCACCGAAGGGUCCCCAAUUAAGAGAUCUAGACAGAGGAAUUGAUAUUGUAGUCGCUACUCCUGGCCGCUUGAAUGAUAUUCUUGAGAUGAAGAGAAUUAGCCUUCGUCAAGUUUCUUAUCUUGUGCUGGAUGAGGCUGAUCGCAUGUUGGACAUGGGCUUUGAACCUCAGAUACGAAAGAUUGUUAAGGAGGUACCUGCUCGUCGUCAGACUCUCAUGUACACAGCCACAUGGCCCAUGGAAGUUCGGAAAAUUGCGGCAGAUUUACUGGUAAAUCCCGUUCAGGUUAAUAUUGGGAAUGUUGAUGAGCUUGCAGCCAAUAAGUCAAUCACGCAGUACGUCGAGGUACUGCCACCCAUAGAGAAACACAGACGGUUGGAGCAAAUAUUAAGGUCUCAAGAACAUGGGGCAAAGAUAAUUAUUUUCUGUUCAACCAAAAAAAUGUGCGAUCAACUAGCUCGCAACCUUACCCGUCAAUUCGGGGCUACUGCCAUUCAUGGAGAUAAAUCACAGAGUGAGAGGGAUUAUGUACUGAAUCAAUUCCGUGCUGGGAGAUCACCGGUGCUUGUUGCAACUGAUGUUGCUGCUAGAGGACUGGACGUGAAAGACAUCAGGGUGGUUAUCAACUACGACUUCCCCACCGGAGUUGAGGAUUAUGUUCACAGGAUUGGGAGGACUGGGAGGGCUGGUGCUACUGGAGUGGCUUACUCUUUCUUCAAUGACCAGGAUGCAAAACAUGCUUCAGAACUCAUCAAAGUCUUGGAACGGGCAAAUCAGCGAGUCCCUCCAGAAAUUCGUGAGAUGGCUUCACGCAAUGGUGGCAUGGCAAGGUCUAGACGUUGGGGUUCUGGUGGUCGUGAUGGGGGCCAUGGUGGGGGAAGUGACUUUGGUUUUGGUGGAAGGGGUUCGAGUUACUCGACUGGCAGGGCAGAAAGAGGUGGAGGUCGUGGAUAUGGUCGUGAGUCCCAGAAUAGUUACUUUGGUGGUAAUGGUAGAGGCCGUAAUCGCAGUAGGAGCCCUGAGAGGUUCUACCGGGCUUAAUCCAAACGUGAACGGUCGCCAGUUUGAAGUUUCCUCCAGGCAAUGAUGGAAAGGGACCAUUGACCGCUGCUUCAAAAUAAUCAUUUGUGACAGAAGUGACAAUGUGAAGGAAUACAGAAGUUCUGCAAAAUCGUGAAGCCCUUCAGCAAUGAAGAAAAGGAAGCCAUGAUUCAAGGUGACUGAGAUUCAAGGUGGUAUGUAGAGCAUAGUAUGUGAUCCUCACAGUUCUUGAGUUUUACCUAGCUGUACUGGUGCUACAUUAACUUCUAAUAAUCUGGUAAUUUAUUUUUUGGAUUUGUCAGUGAUUUCUUCCUUUUUUUUCAAGGCCAAGGGGAUAUGGAUGAAGUAUUUUACUAUUGGUUUUCCCUGUUUUUGGCUCCGAGUGGGAAUCCGACUCUUAUUAAAUUUGUUUCAAGUGUAAUGCUACUCAAGUAAACAGUAAACUUUGUGUUUGUAACGCGAGGCUAAUUUUUCUCUUACGUUGGGGACUAAAAGAGGAGAAGAUAUUCUUUU